Messenger RNA from Lepisosteus oculatus (spotted gar), 1675 nucleotides. Its product is annotated as lysophosphatidylserine lipase ABHD12. Lineage: Eukaryota; Metazoa; Chordata; Actinopteri; Semionotiformes; Lepisosteidae. Gene Ontology annotation, cellular component: endoplasmic reticulum membrane. Gene Ontology annotation, biological process: monoacylglycerol catabolic process; phosphatidylserine catabolic process. Gene Ontology annotation, molecular function: phosphatidylcholine lysophospholipase A1 activity; monoacylglycerol lipase activity. The record is from RefSeq and is a predicted model, not a curated record.
UUUAGACUAUUUUCUCAUUCUAAUUCGUAUUACAAAACAGUGCACUGUAUUACAUGCACUCACGGUGUCUGUUAUCAAAGAAUGUCUAUGUAACAGUAUUUUGUUCUCAGUUUUGUGGGGCUUUAGAUCACAACAGUUGUAACCUUUAAAUUUAACAUUGUAACCUUUCACCACAAUUCCAAUGUGACGUGUGCAUAGGCUUUCUUUUCCUGUAAGAAUCGCAUGUGUAACCAGGAAUCAGAAGCUUCCUGCAAAACUCUGAGGAUGAGGAAAAGAAAGAGACACGGAUUUGAGUCCAAACCAUUCGCUAGGAAAACAGAGAAGGGUACCGAAACUGAACAAUUGAUGUCUGGGGGCAGCUGGUCGGUGAGGGUUAAGACACUGUUCAUCGCUUUGCUUGUCGUCUACAUUUCUGUACCAGUCACACUCCGCCUGUUCCCGGGACUUCUGGCACAGAUAGUCUUCUUUCAUUUCUUCAAAGUUCCAUUCUUUGUGGAUCUCGAGUGUCCUGCUGACCUCUCUUUGAAUCACACUGUUAACUUCUACCUCACACCUGAAGAUGGAGUCACAGUGGGGGUCUGGCACACAGUGCCCGACAGCCAAUGGGAACAAGCCCAGGGGAAGGGCCUGCCGUGGUACGAGGCUUCACUAGGAGACGAUGCCCCUGUUAUCAUCUAUCUCCAUGGCAAUGGGGGCACCAGGUGGGCUGUAUCUCACCGGGUUGGGCUCAUAAAAAUGCUUAGUGCAGCUGGAUUUCACGUUCUAGUUCUGGAAUACAGAGGGUUUGGCGACUCUACAGGGCAGCCCAGUGAGGAUGGCUUAACCACAGAUGCCCUUCAGCUGUACCACUGGGUAAAGGCACACAGUAGGGGCAGCCCUGUCUGUCUGUGGGGGCAUUCCCUUGGCACAGGAGUGGCUACCAAUGUUGCACGAAAAUUACAAGAGCAAGGAAAUCCGGCUGAUGGCGUGAUUCUUGAAGCUCCGUAUACAAACAUACGAGAAGAGGUAGCCUACCAUCCCUUGGGCCUGAUUUAUUGGCUGUUUCCAGGUUUUGAGUACUUUUUCCUGGACACCAUUGCACUGAACAACUUAGUCUUCCCAAAUGAUGAAAACCUGAAAACCAUCAGCAGUCCGCUUAUGAUCCUGCAUGCUGAAGAUGACCAGGUCGUUCCUUUUCACAUGAGCCAGGAGCUGCACAAGAUAGUAUUGCAGUCCCGCAGCUCCAAGGACGAAGUCAGGAUGUGUUCCUUCAGUGGGUCCUUGGGAUACGGGCACAAUAAAAUCUUCAAAGAUCCCGACCUGCCAAGUGUACUGUGGGAGUUUCUACAACCUUUGGCACAGAGACCAGCAUAAUCAAGAGGAGGCAAACUCCAUUACUACAAGGGGCAAAUGCGUUCCAUGUUCUACACAAGCAGGGAUUUAACAGUUUCUAAGGAACUUGUAUGACCAUAACAGUACUGAUGUUUCCCCCCCCCAAGGUAAUGUUUUUUGCACCAGUUGCACUCCAUCUUUCUUUGGGAGGUGGAUUCUCAUGUAAAUUAAAUAAAUUAAGUAUAUAUGAAUAGAUAUUAAAAAUUGAAAGUCCUAAAACUAGGCCAUUUUUGACAAGCAUGAAUGUUAAUUGAUUACACCCUGAAACUGUAAACUGUGAAGUAUAAAGCACCAGUCGAAAAGA